AUGGCUUUCGGGUACUAUGAGCAAAUGCUUGCCCUGCUCCUGUUCAUCUGCUGCCUUGCCUUGUUCACGGACAGAUUGGUCGCUCAGAGGAAAAACAGGCAUGUAAUGAAUGCAUCAACGAGCGAUAUGGUCUCCGAAAGCAGGAAGUCGGGGGUAUCGUCCAUAUCAGCGGUGCUGAUGAAGAAAUAUCUGGUUGUAUAUGCGAUCGUUAUGGGGGCGGACUGGCUACAAGGCCCUUACCUUUUUUCUCUCUAUCGAGAGCAGUAUCGAUUUGAAGAGCGAGUCGUCGCCCUACUCUUCGUCACCGGAUUCGUAUCUGCGGGAGUCUUUGCUCCGCUCGUAGGUGUGCUGGCCGACCAACACGGCCGUCGCCAGCUCUGCCUCGUCUUCUGCAUCACCUACACGACAACCUGCGCCCUUAUGACCAUCCACUCGCUACCCGUCCUCCUCUUUGGACGACUCCUCGGAGGUGCCUCCACCUCCAUUCUCUUCUCUGCCUUCGAGUCAUGGCUCAUCUCCGCUUCAAACUCGGCCUCGCUUCCAGUAUCCGACCUAUCGACGAUAAUGGGCCGUGCGACGCUUGUUAAUGGCUUCGUGGCCGCAACUGCAGGCGUCGUGAGCAACCAAUUGGUGGAAGUCACCGGUGGUAACUUCGUCUCGCCGUUCAUGGCAAGCGGGAUGCUGCUCAUGGUUGGCUGGGCUGUCAUUCGGGCGACAUGGACAGAGAAUUAUGGCGCGGUGCGUGCAAGCACCACGGAGCGUGAUGUGUUCCAGGUCAAGCGGCUAGGCCAGGCAUGGAAGAUUGUACGAAAGGGUUUCGGCUUAGAUGUACGUCUGGUUGUUUUGGGAUGGACACAGACAUGCUUUGAAGGAUCGAUGUACCUCUUCGUCUUCCUCUGGGUGCCCCUCCUACAAGAAUCGUCCGAGAUCCCUGGCAAUCUACCUCUCGGACUUAUAUUUUCCUCGUUCAUGGUCUCCAUGAUGCUCGGUUCCCUUUUCUACACCUUCAUUAUUUCUGGUACCUCCAACCGUACUGAAGGGGGAAGCUCAAGGCAGUCGCAAGUCAAAGAUAGAAAUUCGCCGACGCCGCCUCCAAGCGAGACUAGCAAUAUUAAGCCAUCUGCUUCUCCCCAAAAGCACCUAUCUUCACUCAGGCUGCAUGCCAAACUCAGCAGCAUCAUCUGCCUAACCUCCGCUCUGGGCCUCUCAUCCUCAAUCCUCUCCCCCUCCUCUCAUUUCCGAUUUUUCUCCUUCUGUCUCUUUGAAGCCUGUGUGGGCAUGUACUAUCCCGUUCAAGGCACCCUCCGCGGGAUGCUUAUAGCAAACGAGCACCGUGCCACGUUGUCAUCGCUCUUCCGCGUUCCACUCAACGUUUUUGUCGUUGUCUCGCUGUUGACGGGGGUCUCGGCCGCGAGGCAUGUAGUACUCAGUGUUUGCGCCGUCCUUUUGGUCUCUUCGUCGGUCGUGACUGCUUUCGUUACCGUUGAACAGACAGGAGAGAGGAGCCCCUUGAUUGUUCCUAGCAGUAGAAGCAGUGGUAACCACCAAGCAGUGCAUAAAUCAUGUGUAUUCUGA
Molecule: messenger RNA, 1575 nt
Organism: Cyclocybe aegerita
Lineage: Eukaryota; Fungi; Basidiomycota; Agaricomycetes; Agaricales; Hemipholiotaceae
Source: the annotation of a GenBank genome assembly